Messenger RNA from Acanthosepion pharaonis, 678 nucleotides. NCBI's taxonomy places the organism in Eukaryota, Metazoa, Mollusca, Cephalopoda, Sepiida, Sepiidae. The record is from the annotation of a GenBank genome assembly.
AUGUAUUCUGCUUACAAAUUCAACACCAAUCCUUUAGAGAGUAGUCUAUCAAAAGGGCCAAGGAUUUUUCAUUCACAACCUCACUGGCUUCUACUCCUUUUACCCAUAGAACACGGUAUCUUCUUCUUCUUCUUCUUCUUCUUCUUCUUCUUCUUCUUCUUCUUCUUCUUCUUCUUCUUCUUCUCUCUCUCUCUCUCUCUCUCUCUACCUACCUAUCUAUCCCUUUUUACAAAGGGUCUUUCCCACUCGAAGGGUCUUUCCCACUCGAAGGGUCUUUCCCACUCGAAGAGUCUUUCCACUCGAAGGGUCUUUCCCACUCCAAGGGUCUUUCCUACUCCAAGGGUCUUUCCCACUCGAAGGGUCUUUCCACUCCAAGGGUCUUUCCCACUCGAAGGGUCUUUCCCACUCGAAGAGUCUUUCCCACUCCAAGGGUCUUUCCACUCGAAGGGUCUUUCCCACUCAAAGGGUCUUUCCACUCCAAGAGUCUUUCCCACUCGAAGAGUCUUUCCACUCGAAGGGUCUUUCCCACUCGAAGAGUCUUUCCACUCGAAGUGUCUUUCCCACUCGAAGGGUCUUUCCCACUCGAAGAGUCUUUCCACUCGAAGGGUCUUUCCCACUCGAAGGGUCUUUCCCACUCGAAGGGUCUUUUACAAGCUGUGGAUGUCGGCAUCGUUAUAA